Penicillium maclennaniae is the source of this 219-nucleotide messenger RNA. RefSeq lists its product as uncharacterized. The transcript has a single exon. The record is from RefSeq and is a predicted model, not a curated record. Lineage: Eukaryota; Fungi; Ascomycota; Eurotiomycetes; Eurotiales; Aspergillaceae. The coding region runs from base 1 to 219 and encodes 72 amino acids.
AUGUGGAGUGUGUGCGAUAAGAAAUGGAGAACGAGCUUGCUUCCUGGGCGGGAUCGGUUCCAAUCUGGUGCCGGUCAGCUUUCGCAGACUGCCACACCAGGUACCGCCGGCAGAAAGCCAAUCCUGGCUUUGAGCCCGGACGGUGCGCCAUUGUUGAUCACAGCUAGUGGUAUUUUACUAGCCGGUGAGGCUGAACAGCCCGUGGGCGUGGACACAUGA